Syngnathoides biaculeatus (alligator pipefish) is the source of this 3631-nucleotide messenger RNA. It is a transcript of the gene ywhag2, whose product is annotated as 3-monooxygenase/tryptophan 5-monooxygenase activation protein, gamma polypeptide 2. Gene Ontology annotation, biological process: signal transduction. Gene Ontology annotation, cellular component: cytoplasm. NCBI's taxonomy places the organism in Eukaryota, Metazoa, Chordata, Actinopteri, Syngnathiformes, Syngnathidae. Gene Ontology annotation, molecular function: protein kinase C binding. The coding region runs from base 346 to 1089 and encodes 247 amino acids. The transcript has 2 exons. The record is from RefSeq and is a predicted model, not a curated record.
AGAGAGAAAGGAGCAUUGCAGUUGCAGCGUUCACUUGUCGGAUUUUCACCGCAUUGCGAAUUGAACUGAGGGGAAAGAAAAGAUACAAAAAAAAAAAUCUAAAUCUUCUUCAAGAAAAUAAUAAUUGAAAAAAACAAAAGAAAAGAAGAGAAAGACAUCUCCAGGCGAGCGGCGCCGCGCCUCGACAGCCCCCCCCCCCUCCCUUGGCCAUAAAAAGGAGCAGCACCUAAAAAUAAAAUAAAACUAUUAAUUAAAAAGAGAGAGAGAGAGAGAGAGAGAGAGAGAGAGAACCCCCUCCCGUAAUUAGGCAAAGUGGUGGGAGCGCAAGUGUCCAUUCGCCCGAAGAUGGUCGACCGCGAGCAGCUGGUGCAGAAAGCCAGGCUGGCCGAGCAGGCGGAGAGGUAUGACGACAUGGCGGCCGCCAUGAAAUCGGUAACAGAGCUGAACGAGGCUCUGUCCAACGAGGAACGCAACCUGCUGUCGGUGGCCUACAAGAACGUGGUGGGGGCCCGGCGCUCGUCGUGGCGCGUCAUCUCCAGCAUCGAGCAGAAGACGUCGGCCGACGGCAACGAGAAGAAGAUCGAGAUGGUGCGCGCCUACCGCGAGAAGAUCGAGAAGGAGCUGGAAGCCGUGUGUCAGGACGUCCUCAACCUUCUGGACCACUUCCUGAUCAAGAACUGUGGCGACACGCAGCACGAGAGCAAAGUCUUCUACCUGAAGAUGAAGGGCGACUACUACCGCUACCUGGCCGAGGUGGCCACGGGCGAGAAGCGCGCCGCCGUGGUGGAGUCGUCCGAGAAGGCCUACAACGAGGCGCACGAGAUCAGCAAGGAGCACAUGCAGCCCACCCACCCCAUCCGGCUGGGCCUGGCUCUCAACUACUCGGUCUUCUACUACGAGAUCCAGAACGCGCCGGAGCAGGCCUGCCACCUGGCCAAGACGGCCUUCGACGACGCCAUCGCCGAGCUGGAUACCCUCAACGAGGACUCGUACAAAGACUCCACGCUCAUCAUGCAGCUGCUGCGCGACAACUUGACUCUGUGGACGAGCGACCAGCAGGACGACGAAGGCGGGGAGGGCAACAACUAAAACCCCCGACGAGGAGAAGACGACGGAAAAGAAUCGUGGCAGGAAGAAAAUUAAAACAAAAAAAAAAUAAAAAAUGCCGGUGGACUUUGGCAGCCGCUUUUUGCCGAUCUUGCUCACGCAGCAGCCGUUGUUUAUUUUUCCAUGUGCGUUUCCAGAAAAGAACAGAGAGGCGAGCGCUAGUUUAAAAUCGACCUUUUCACCAUGACGUACUUCCGGGUGUCAUAAGCGCGUAAAACCAACGUGGCGGCGUCCGACCAAGGCCGAGCCGUUGCGAAAACGGGGCGGAUCGAUGGACUUUAGCCUUCGUCGUGAAUGUGCGAAGUGUCAGUCGAAAAGACGACGCGACGGGAGGUUGGACGGAGACAGAACGGCCGCCGUAAUUUCGCAUUUCCACAAAUCAAAAAGACAAAAAUGGAAAUUUAGACAUCACCAAGUGACUGACGAAAAUUCACUUCCUGGUCCUGGCACUAACGGGAUUGAUGUUCUCUUUUGAAAUUGUUAGCGCGUCGGCUACAUGCAGGCUAGCCAUUGUUUUUAACCAAGUUAGCUAAAAAAACCAAAAAACCUCCAACCACGCAUUUCAUACCCAAGUGUGGGAAAACGACUUUCACAAAUUCAGAUGGUGGCGGUUUGGUUCCCGGUCUGCCCCUUAGCAAUCGGCUACUCCACCUCUAUCCAGACGGUCUUGCCACCAUUUUUCUGGCAUUCACUCGAUUUAUCCUCAUCACCGACACGUUGCGCCGGAUAGAUUUUUAUUUGACGUGAUAAAUCCCAGAAAACUUUUUUGGACAGAUUUGGCGGCGCAACGCCAAACAAGUUUUUGUCACCGUUUUCAUUUCAGGUCAACGACGCUCACUUUCUUUCUGCCACCCGGAAGUACUCUGGUGGCGAUUGCUUACAAGCAUUAUGAAAAGGUCUAUAAAUGUAUGAAGUUGAAUCGAGAAUGAAGAGAGGAAUUUAUAGUUGAUUUCCUUUGCGCCAAAACACAACGCAGCCAAUCGGAGCCCGUCGUCGGGUAGAAACGGCGACGUUGCACUCCGAAUUGGUCUGUCCAGAUAUGCUGCUUACAUAUUUACGUUUUGUUAUUCUAUGUAUCACUUGUGCACCAUGACACUGCUUGGUUCCACUAAACGGCCCGUGGAGAGUUAUGACAAUUGGCCUAAAUUUGCAAUAAAAAUAAAUAAAUUGUUCCAGGACAUAGUCUCAACCCAGCUAGUGUGACGAACCAAAAGUGUUACAGUUGAGGAAUUAUGUGUAACAAAUUAAUAACAAUAAGGAAAAAAGGAAGUAAUUUUCCUAACAACAGUGAAAAUAAAUACAUAAAAUACGCUGGACACCUCAAGGAAGUAGUCACAACCCAGACAUUUCAUUCAUUUGCCCGACGAGACUGUCAAAUUCCAGGAAAUAGUUUUCACAUAUGAAGAGUUACAAAUCUCAUGAAUAAAAAGCAUCUCAGCCCCAUCUCUUCAAAAAAAUAAUAAAGGAAUCAUUUACCAGUCUGCUCCAAUCAAUCCCAACUUGGAUGUUUUACAAACGUGUUGCUAGGACACCGAUUAUCUCCAGAAAAUAGUCAAGCACCGAGAAAUAAGCGUAACCCCAUAUAGCUUGCAGACGUAGGCCAAUUCCAGGAAAUAGUCAUAGGAUGAAAAAGUAAAAAGGGCCAAUCAAUAAACUAGCCCAAAAUUGUCAUAAACUAUUAACAGUAUUGCUUUAAAAAAAAAAAAAACUCCUAAAAUAGCACAUGCUAUUCUACUUCCUUUCACAUUAAUUCUUUUCACAGGAAAAAAAGAUAAAAACAUUAAAAAAAAAUGGAAUAACAAAGCAGCUUUGUGGUUUAUUUUAUGAAAUGCACUUGCCUACUACUACUACUACUAUUACUAGUACUACUACUACUAAUAAACUGUUUCUUCAGUGUACAAUGAUGAUGAUCAUGCUGACAAAGAAUUAUUAUUAUGAUAAUAUUCAAUAUUGUGCAUGCUGGUGAUGUAUUUCUAUACGGUAGCUUGACUUGAUUCACUUACUGUAUACUGUGGGUGUUAAGUAUUUAUAUGACUGAAAAAAAAAAGCAUCCUUAUGUCUAAUUUAUUUGUUUUUUUUAAAUAAUUAUUUUCUCUACUGUAAAAAAAAAAAAAAUUGUACUGGCUGUUGCUUUAGUGACAUGCGAUAUAUGUAUUUAAUUUGUUAAAAAAAUGGGGAAAAAAAGGAAAAAAAAAUAAUGCUUGAACAUCACCAGUGCUCACUCUCGAUGUCGCCAGCUGGUGUUUGUCACAUGGAUGAAAAAAAACAGUAUUUAAUAAUUUUCAUUAUUUAUGGAUUAUUUCUGCAAUUUGCCAAAUGUGUUUGGACCACAUUGUUGGAAUGGAUUUUUUUUGAUACCUUCUCUCUCUCUCUCUCUCUCUCUCUCUCUCUGUCUCUCCAGCUGUUUUCCCGAGUGAUGACGACAAAAAAUAUCUUGAAUGUGAGUCAUGAUGUAGCAGUUGCACAAGAAACAAAAAUAUUAGCUAUGAUGAUCUUAGGAGUAAUAAUUAAAGAAAAACUAUGA